This is a messenger RNA of Dioscorea cayenensis subsp. rotundata (Guinea yam), 1116 nucleotides long. Its product is annotated as alcohol dehydrogenase 1-like. Gene Ontology annotation, biological process: formaldehyde catabolic process. Gene Ontology annotation, molecular function: zinc ion binding; S-(hydroxymethyl)glutathione dehydrogenase [NAD(P)+] activity. NCBI's taxonomy places the organism in Eukaryota, Viridiplantae, Streptophyta, Magnoliopsida, Dioscoreales, Dioscoreaceae. The record is from RefSeq and is a predicted model, not a curated record. Gene Ontology annotation, cellular component: cytosol. The annotation marks the transcript as partial. The transcript has 13 exons.
CUAGCUGCUGUUGCAUGGAAGGCUGGGCAGCCACUGGUGAUUGAGGAGGUCGAAGUGGCUCCUCCUCCGGCAAUGGAGAUUUACAUCAAAAUCUUAUUCACUUCACCAAUUGAUGUCUUUGCAGAAUUGGUUUCAAGAGGACAGAAACCCGUAUUUUCUUGGAUCUUUGGACAUGAAGCGGGUAGAAUUGUGGAGAGUAUCAGAGAGGGAUUUACAGAGCUUGCACCCGGCGAUCAUAUCCUCCCUGUGUUCAUCAGAGAGUGCAAGGAUUGUGCUCACUGCAAGUCAGAGGAAAGCAACAUGUCCACCCUUCUCAGAAUUAACACUGACAUAGGAGUGAUGAUUGGGGAUGGACUAUCAAGGUUCUUGAUUAAUGGUAAACCUAUAUAUCACUUUGUCAGAACCUCAAUGUUCAGUAAGCACACUGUUGUUCAUGUGGGUUGUCUUGCUAAACCACCCAAAGGACCAAUUCACAUUGUGGAUGCCCUAUCCAUUGGCAUUCCUACUCCAAUAGCUGCAGUGCUGAGCUUGGCAAAAACUGCAACUCCUGAAUCAUCAGUUGUUGCUUUUGGAUUGGGAGCUAUCAACCUUGCUGCUGUAGAAGGGGCUAGAAUAACAGGGGCUUCAAGGACUAUUGGUGUUGAUGUGAAUCCAAGAAGAUUUCUUGAAGCCAAAAAGUCUGAUGUCAACGAGUUUGUGAAUCCAAAGGACUAUCAGAAGUCAGUUCAAGAGGUGCUUGCUGAAAUGACUGACGGUGGAGUUGAUCGGAGCAUCGAAUGCACCGGCAACAUUGAUGCCAUGAUAUUGGCUUUUGAAUGCGUUCAUGAUGGUUGGGGUGUUGUUGUUCUUGUCAGAGUGCCUCACAAAGAUGCUAUCUCUAAAACGCACCCUAUGAAUGUUCUCAAUGAAAUAACACUCAAGGGAACAUUCUUUGGUAACUGCAAGCUUCACUCUGAUCUCCCUGUUGUUGUUGAGAGAUAUAUGAACAAGGAGCUAGAGCUGGAGAAGUUCAUCACUCAUGAAGUCCCAUUCUUUAGAUUUCCUGCGAGUUUGUUGCCAAACAAAAUAAGCAUGGCCUCUGGCCUUCGGCCCGUUCUUGUCGUUCAUACAAAGUAG